UGUCCUGUCUUGCAAGCAAAUUACAAAAAAGAUCAUAAAUAAAAAAAAAGGUUUAGAGAAUUUUCUUGAUACACGUCAAAGCAAAAUCAUCAUCAUCAAAACGUACGUCAUGAUAACAGUUGCCAUAGCCGCUGAGUUGCUUGAAGAAUACACGGCGGCGCUCACUCGCAUCACCGCCACACUCCUCCCUCUACCACCGACAAGUCGCCGCCGUAGCGUCAGAGCUCCCACCACCAGAGCUGACUCUCCCUUGCCUCGUAACGAUAACUCAUCCUCACGAGCUCCAAACUACGCCGCUUUUCUCUUGAAUUUCUGAUUUAUUUUAUUUUUAAUUUUUUGGAAUAGACUAAAGAGAUUUUUCGAAGUUUCUUCGUCUUCACUGUAAAUUACGGAUGAUGCUUGUGUUAUUAAAUUGGAAUUUUCUAUUUAUUUUGGGAUCGGAGUUGGUUUUGUUAAGUCUUUUUGCUACUAAAUAAUCAUAAGAAAUUUGAAACGGUAAAGAAUGUAAAACAAUAGAAAGGAGAGUUUAUUCAUA
This is a messenger RNA of Capsella rubella, 535 nucleotides long. RefSeq lists its product as uncharacterized. The coding region runs from base 110 to 316 and encodes 68 amino acids. Lineage: Eukaryota; Viridiplantae; Streptophyta; Magnoliopsida; Brassicales; Brassicaceae. The transcript has a single exon. The record is from RefSeq and is a predicted model, not a curated record.